Molecule: messenger RNA, 10237 nt
Organism: Vigna angularis (adzuki bean)
Lineage: Eukaryota; Viridiplantae; Streptophyta; Magnoliopsida; Fabales; Fabaceae
Exons: 15
Coding region: 539-10000 (3153 amino acids)
Molecular function (GO): ADP binding; ATP hydrolysis activity
Source: RefSeq, a predicted model, not a curated record
UCGUAAAACAACAGCAACACUCUCUUUCUUCUCCUAAAAUCUUGUUCACAUCUUCAACUCUUUGUUAGAAAGAACCCUACUCUUCAAAUCACUCAUCCUCUGCAGAAACUCAUUUACAUCUUCAACUCUGUGUUAGAAAGAACCCCCUACUCUUCAAACUACCAACUUUCAUCCUCUGCAGAAACUCGUUUUCUUAUAUAAGCUCAGUGCAACACAAUCUGCUUUAAGAAUUAUUUCACCAAACUCUACAACAUCUUCUUUCUCCAAAGAACCCUCUAAAAGACUCAGAUGCAUUAAGUCAGAACUGUCAAAUUCAUACAAGACAGCUUCAUGAAACCCUGUGAACUACAGAGCACGUGCAGCAGUUAACAAAGGAUCAAGUUGAUGAUCCUAGUGGGGAUUCUACAGGUGAUCAUGAUGAGCAGCAAUGAGGCUAUAGCUCUAUGAGAUGAUAUAGGGGAUUCUUUAUAUGAAAAAAAAAAGUAGCCCUGGUAGAAACCAUUAAAGCAAAGGAGAAGGUCUCAAUUAUCAAGGGAGCAUGGAAGCAGUUGUCUCUACGACGACUGAAAGUGCACUGCAAAUUGCAGGACGUGCAGUGAAACGACAGUUGAGCUACUUUUUUAAUUACAAUGACAAAUUUGAAGAGGUUAAACGUUACACUGAGAUGUUGGAUAAUACUAGGAAGAGGAUACAACAUCAAGUUAAUAAUGCAGAAAUGAAUGCAGAAGAAAUUGAAGAUGAUGUUCAACAUUGCUUAAAACAGUUGGAUGAGAAGAUUGAAAAGUAUGAAAAAUUUAUUCACGAUGAAUGUCAUUCGAAGACAAGAUGUUCCAUUGGUUUCUUUCCAAGGAACUUGUCGUUGAGGUAUCGAUUGGGCAGAAAUGCUACAAAGAUGGUAGAGGAAAUGAAAGUAGAAGAACUUUGGAAUAAAAUGUUUGAUGAAGUUUCCUAUCGAGUACUCCCAUCCAUUAAUGUUUCUUUGACGAACAUUAGCUAUGAAAGCUUUGCAUCAAGAACAAAAACCAUCGAUAUGUUUAUGCAAGCAUUGGAAGAUUCUACAGUUAAUAUGAUUGGUCUUUAUGGUGUUGGUGGUGUGGGUAAGACCACUUUAGUCAAAGAAGUUGCUAAGAAAGCUCAAGAAAAGAAGUUGUUCACUGUGGUGGUUAUGGCAAAUAUAACGAGAAAUCCUAACAUCAUAACAAUUCAAGGACAAAUUGCUGAGAUAUUAGGAAUGAGAUUGGAAGAGGAAAGUGAGAUCGUGAGAGCAGAUCGCAUUCGAAAGAGAUUAAAGAAAGAAAAGGAGAACACCCUUAUAAUCCUAGAUGAUCUAUGGGAUAGGUUGGACUUGAAUAGACUGGGGAUUCCAAAUAGUGAUGAAGAUGAUGGAAGCCAACGUGAUGUCAAUGAUAUAUCUAAUUCUGGUUACCAUAAGAUGGAAAAAGAAGAGUUAUCUUCGGAUUUCAAUAACAUGACAGAAGAGAAGUUAUCUGGCAAUCACAAAAGAUGCAAAAUUCUUCUAACAUCUAGAAGAAAACAAGUAUUGUGUAAUCAAAUGGAUGUGAAGGAGAGAUCAACUUUCUCUAUUGGAGUCCUUGAUGAAAAUGAGGCAAAGACUUUGCUUAAGAAAGUGGCUGGAAUACAGAUCCAAAAUUUUGUGUAUGAUGACAAAGCCAUUGAAAUUGCAAGAAUGUGUGAUGGUUUGCCUAUUGCAUUAGUUUCCAUAGGAAGGACGUUAAAGAAUAAAAGCUCCUUUGUAUGGGAGGAUGUUUAUCAACAAAUGAAAAAGCAAAGUUACAUAGAAGGGAAAGAACCUAUUGAGUUCUCUAUAAAGUUGAGCUAUGAUCAUCUAGAAAAUGAACUACUUAAGUCUGUUUUUUUACAAUGUGCAAGAAUGGGAAACGAUGCUUUGGUUAUGGACUUGGUGAAGUUUUGUAUUGGUUUAGGUUUAUUACAAGGAGUCCACACAAUUAGAGAAGCGAGAAACAAAGUAAAUAUGUUGAUAGAAGAGCUAAAAGAAUCAAGUUUGCUGUUGGAAAGUUACUCUAGCAAUCGCUUUAACAUGCACGACAUUGUGCGUGAUGUUGCUCUUUCAAUAUCAUCAAAAGAAAAGCAGGUAUUUUUUAUGAAAAAUAGCAUACUCGAUGAGUGGCCUCACAAAAAUCAACUUGAGAGUUACACGGCUAUUUUUGUACACUCUUGUUAUAUCGUUGAUGACCUUCCUGGGAGUAUAUAUUGUCCCAGACUUGAAGUCUUACAUAUUGAAAGUAAAGAUCAGUUUUUGAAAAUACCAGAUGACUUUUUCAAAGACAUGAUUGAACUCAGAGUCUUGAUAUUGACUGGUUUGAAUUUGCCAUGUUUACCUUCUUCACUUAUAUGCUUAACAAAACUAAGAAUGCUCAGUCUAGAGAAGUGCACUCUGGGGCAGAACUUAUCAAUCAUUGGAGAGUUAAAGAAACUACGAAUUCUUACUCUUUCAGGAUCCAACAUUGAAUGUUUUCCCUUUGAAUUUGGGCAGCUUGAUAAAUUGCAACUUCUUGACUUAAGUAGUUGCUCAAAACUAAGACUAAUACCUUCCAAUGUCAUAUCAAGGAUGAACAUUUUGGAAGAAUUUUAUAUGAGAGACAGCUUGAUUCGGUGGGAGACCGAAGAGAAUAUCCAAAGUCAAAAUGGUAGUCUUUGUGAAUUGAGUCGCUUAAAUCAAUUACGAAACCUGGACAUACACAUUCAAAAUGUUGUCUGUGUUCCACAGAACUUGUUUUUUGAUGAAUUAGAUAGCUACAAGAUUAUCAUUGGUGAAUUCAACAUGCUCACGGAGGGAGAAUUCAAAAUCCCUGACAAGUAUGAAGUGGUGAAACUUUUGGUAUUGAACCUAAAAGAAGGUAUUGACAUCCAUUCUGAAAUAUGGAUUAAAAUGUUGUUAAAAAAUGUUGAAUAUUUGUGGUUGGGAGAACUCAUUAAUGUUCAUGAUGUUUUCUAUGAGUUAAAUGUUGAAGGAUUUCUGAAAUUGAAACAUCUAUCCAUUGUAAACAAUUUUGGCAUUCAAUAUAUGAUUAACUCAAUGGAACAGUUGCACCCUUUAUUGGCUUUUCCUAAAUUGGAGUCGUUGUAUCUUUACAAACUUGAAAAUUUGGAGAAAAUAUGUAACAAUCAACUUCUUGAGGCAUCUUUCUCCAGAUUGAAAAUCAUCAAGAUCAAAUCAUGUGGAAAAUUGGAAAACAUUUUCCCAUUUUCCAUGGUUGGACACCUCACCAAGCUUGAAACAAUUGAAGUGUGUGAUUGCGAUUCUUUGGAGGAUAUAAUUUCAGUUGAAAGCCAAACCCAUAUUAACAAUGGUGACAGUAUCGAAUUCCCUGAGUUACGACUUUUAACAUUAAAAUCUUUACAUGCAUUUACUUCUUUGUAUACCAAUGAUAAGAUGCCUUGUGCACAAUCAUUUGAAGACAAAGGGCGAAACAUGAACAAAGAUAUCAUCACUGAAGUUGAGCAAGAUGGCACCAGUUCUUGUCAUUCCCUCUUCAACGAAAAGGUUUUGAUUCCAAAAUUAGAGUGGUUGGAGUUAUCCUCGAUUAACAUCCAAAAGAUAUGGAGUGACCAAUCUCAACAUUGUUUCAAAAAUUUGCUUACAUUAAAUGUGAGAGAUUGUGGUAAUUUGAAAUAUUUACUGUCAUUCUCCAUGGCUAAACAUUUGGAGAAUCUCCAAAGCCUUUUCGUCGGUGAAUGUGAAAUGAUGGAGGAUAUAUUUUGUCCAGAAGAUGUUGAGGGGAAUAUUGAUUGUGUUUUUCCUAAGUUGAAGAAAAUGGAGAUCAUGUGUAUGGAGAAACUCAAUACCAUUUGGCAAUCUCAUAUUGGUCUUCAUUCCUUUCGUAACUUAGACUAUUUGAUAAUAAGAGAGUGCCACAAACUUGAAACAAUUUUCCCUAGUUUUAUGAGGCAAAGAUUUCAAAAUCUUCAAAGCUUGACCAUUACUAAUUGCAAGUUAGUGGAAAACAUAUUUGACUUUGCGAAUAUUUCACAAACUUGUGAUAAAAAUGAAACAAACUUGCAUAACAUUAUUCUACAAGGGCUACCAAAUUUAGUGAGCAUAUGGAAGGAUGACACCGGGGAAAUACUUAAACAUAAUAAUCUGAAAAGCAUAAAAAUUGUUGGGAGUCCAAAUUUGAAAUAUGUUUUCCCACUUUCUGUUACAUACGACCUAGAAAAUUUGGAAUCGCUUGAGGUAUUUAACUGCAGGACAAUGAAGGAGAUUGUUGCUUCGGACAAAGGUUCAAAUGAAAAUGUUAUCACCUUUAAGUUUCCUCAUCUAAAAACUGUAUCAUUACGUUCAUUAUUGGAACUUGUGAGUUUCUAUGGGGGAACUCAUACUUUGGAGUGGCCAUCAUUAAAGGAUUUGUCUAUACUACGAUGUGGUAAGCUUGAAGGGAUCACCACAAAAAUCUCAAACUCACAGGCCAAACCAAUUGUUUUGGCAACAGAAAAGGUGAUAUACAACUUGGAAUAUAUGGCGAUGAGCUUGGGAGAAGUAGAGUGGUUGCAGAAGUACAUUAUUAAUGUUCACAAAAUGCACAACCUGCAAUCAGUUGUGUUGCACGGAUUGAAAAAUGUUGAAGUUCUCUUUUGGUUUCUUCAUAGACUUCCAAAUUUGAAAAGGUUAAUAAUGAGAUUUUGUCAAAUGAGAAGGAUUUGGGCUCCAUUAACUGAUAUUUCACGUGAAAAAAUAGGAGUAGUUAUGCAACUUAAAGAGUUGGAAUUAAGAGACAUGUGGUCUCUAGAGGAGAUUGGCUUUGAGCAUGACAUGCUUCUUCAAAGGGUACAACACUUAAUCAUUGAAAGAUGUACAAAAUUGAAAACUUUGGCAUCAUCCUCGGUAUCUUUUCGUCGCUUGACAUAUUUAGAAGUGGUGAAUUGUAUGAUGAAAAAUUUAAUGACAUACUCAACUGCUAAAACCUUGGAUCAGCUCACAACUAUGAAGGUAAGUUCUUGUCCAAUGAUUGUGGCCAUUGUUGAAAAUGAAGAGGAAAAUGUGCAAGAGAUUGAGUUUAAACAAUUAAGAUCAUUAGAAUUGUUUGCUCUACCAAAUCUUACAAGUUUUUUGACUACUGAUAAGUGUGUCUUAAAAUUUUCACUAUUGGAAAAUUUAGUAGUGAGUGAAUGUCCUCAAAUGACAAAAUUCUCUGAAUUCCUAAGUGCUCCACACCUACAAAAAGUACAUGCUGUGGCUGGGGAAAAAGACAAAUGGUAUUGGGAAGGUGAUUUAAAUGCAACUCUGCAAAAAUAUUUUCCAUAUCAGGUAUUUUUUGAGCAUUCAAAGGAUAUGAAGCUAGUGGAUUAUCCUGAAAUGAAGGAAGUUCGUUAUGGCAAACCUGUUUUUUCAGACAACUUCUUUGGUAGUUUGAAGAAAUUGGAAUUUGAUGCAGUAAGUAAAAGAGAGAUUGUACUUCCAUCCCAUGUACUACCUUACUUGAAGAACUUGGAAGAAUUGAAUGUGCAUAGUUGCAAACUAGCACGGGUAAUAUUUGACCUAGAUGAGAGUGAGACUCGGACUAAGGGAAUAGUUUUUCGUUUGAAAAAACUUACUUUAAAAAACUUGUCAAAUUUGAAAUGUGUGUGGAACAAACACUCCCAAGGAAUAGUCAAUUUUUCCAAUUUGCAAGAAGUGUUGGUUUAUGAUUGUGGAACCUUGGUAACAUUAUUCCCUUUAACUCUUGCCAAAAAUCUUGGGAAUCUUAAGACACUUACAAUACAAGUGUGCUUCAAGUUGAUAGCAAUUGUUGAAGAGAAAGCGGAAACUAUACAUGGAACAACUGAAAAGUUUGAAUUCCCUUGUUUGUCGAAAUUGUUUCUUUGGAAGAUGCCACAACUUAUUUGCUUCUAUUCUGGACAACACCAUCUCAAAUGUCUAAUGUUAGAAAGUUUACAUGUGUCCUAUUGUCGUAAGCUGAAGCUAUUCAAGUCAGGAUUUCAUGAUAGUCCAUUACGACACCCUAUGUUCUCGAUUGAAGAGGUUGUUCCAAAAUUAAAGGAAUUGACGCUCAGUGAGAAAAAGAUUAUCUUGUUGGAUGAUGGACAUUCACCACAAGACCUCCUUCACAAACUAAAUUACCUUCAAAUAUCAUUUGAAGAUUACGAUGAUAAGAAGGAUACUUUUCCUUUUGAUUUCCUUCACAAGGUACCCAAUUUAGAAAGUCUUGUUGUGAGACGAUGUUUUGGUUUGAAGGAGUUAUUUCCCUCUCAAAACCUGGAUGGUCACGAUGGGAUUCUAACUAAAUUGAAUACAUUAAGCCUACUGAAUCUUUCUGAGUUGGAGUCUAUAGGUUUACAUCACCCUUGGGUAAAGCCAUACAUUGAAAAGCUAGAAGUAUUAGCAGUUCUUUGGUGUUCUCGGUUAGACAGAUUAGUAUGUUGUGCUACAUCUUUCAUUAAUCUGAAGCGAUUGCUUGUGAGGAAUUGUAGAAAAAUAAAGUGUCUAUUCACAUCUUCUACGGCCAAAAGUCUGUUGAAUCUUGAGGCUCUAAUUAUCGAGAAUUGUGAGUCAAUACAAGAAAUAACAGAAAAAGAAGAAGAUGUUAAUGGUGAGAUCGUAUUUGGACGACUCGUAAUUUUAAGCAUGUGUUCCUUACCAAGACUGGUAAGUUUUUAUUCAGGAAAUGCCACUCUACAUUUCUCAUCUUUACAACAAGUGACUCUGUCUAAAUGUCCCAAUAUGGAAACUUUCUCUCAAGCAAAUAUAAAUGCGCCAAUGCUAUAUGGGAUCAAAUCUUCAAUCAAUGAUUCUAGUUUAACCUUCUUUUAUGAUCUCAACACAACAAUUCAGAGUUUGUUCUACCACAAGGAUUUUUUCGAAUAUUCAAAGCAUACAAUUCUACUGGAUUAUUUUGAGACGAGGGGAAUUGGAUUUGUAAAACAAGCUUUUCAGGGGAAAUCUUUUGGCAAUAUAAAGAAAUUGGAAUUUGAUGGAAAAAGUAAAGGAGAUACUGUGAUCCCAUCUAAUGUACUUUCUCAUUUGAAGAGUUUGGAAGAAUUGAAUGUCCAUAACUCUGAUGAGGUGCAGGUAAUAUUUGGUAUGAAUGACAGUCACACCGAGACCAAAGAAACAGUCUUUCAUCUGAAAAAACUUAUUUUGAAAGACUUGUCAAAUUUGAAAUGUAUAUUGAACAAAAAUCCUCAAGAAAGUGUCAGUUUUCCUAAUUUGCAUGAGUUGUUUGUUGAUGGUUGUGGAAGCUUGGUAACACUGUUUGCCAGAAAUCUUGGGAAACUAAAGACACAUGAAAAGCAGAGGUAUGACAAGUUGGUAGAAAUUGCUGGAAAGGAAGAUGCAAUUGAAAACGGAACAACUGAAGUAUUAAUGUUUGAAUUCCCUUGUUUGUCAUUGCUAACUCUCUAUAACCUAACAAAUCUGAACUGCUUUUGUCCUGAAAAACACCAUCUGGAAUGUCCCAAAUUAGAAAUCAUGCAUGUGGCGUACUGUCCCAAGUUGAAGCUAUUCACAUCAAAAAUUCAUGACAGUCACAAAGAAGCAAUUGCAGAGGCUCCAAUAAGUUGCCUACAACAACCUCUGUUCAUUGUUGAAAAGGUUGUUCCCAAACUUAAGGGAUUGACGCUAAAUGAGAAAAACAUGAUGUUGAUGAGCGAUGCCCAUGUGCCAGAAGCCUAUCUCAGCAAAUUAAAUCUUCUCCGAUUGUGCUUUGAGGAUGAUAAAAAUGAGAAAGGUACUUUGCCUUUUGAUUUCCUACACAAGGUACCUAAUUUAGAACAUUUUCAAGUGCAGAGAUGCUUUGGUAUCAAGGAGAUAUUUUCAUCUCAGAAAUUGCAAGUUCAUGAUGGAAUUCCUGCGACAUUGAAUGCAUUAACCCUAUUUGAACUAAAUGAGCUUGAGUCAAUAGGAUUCGAACACCCAUGGGUAAAGCCAUUCUCUGAAAAGCUUCAAACAUUAACGGUCACCAGUUGUCCUCGAUUGGAAAAAUUAGGGCGUGGCGCAAUGUCUUUCAUCAAUCUGAAAGAGUUGUAUGUGAAGGACUGUGGUCGAAUAGAGUAUUUAUUCACAUUUUCAACUGCAAAAAGUUUAGUGCAACUUGAGACCCUAAUUGUAAAGAAUUGUGAAUCAAUAAAAGAAAUAGCAAUGAAGGAAGAUGAAGAUGAUUGUGAUGAGAUCAUAUUUGAAAGAUUAACAACAUUAACUUUGAAUUGCUUACCUCGACUACAAAGCUUCUUAUCAGGGAAUGCCACUGUGCACUUUUCAUGUUUGAAAAACGCAUAUGCAAUUAAUUGCCCCAAUAUGAAAACUUUCUCCGAAGGAGUCCUAACUGCGCCAAGGUUUUUGGGGAUUAAAACGUCAUAUGAGGAUUCAGAUUUAUUCUUCCAUGAUGAUCUAAACACAUCAUUUCAGAGAUUGUUUCAAAGACAGGUGGAAAAGUCUGCAUGCGAUAUAGAGCAUUUAAAAUUUGGUGAUCAUUCACACAUACAAGAGAUUUGGCUUGGUGUAGCUCCAAUCCCAACAAACAAUUCUUUCAACAAUUUGAAAUCUUUAACUGUGGUGGAAUGUGAAUCUUUUCCCAAUGUCAUUCCUUUUUACUUACUUCCAUUUCUAUGUAACUUGAAAGAGAUUGAGGUAAGCAACUGUCAAUCUGUGAAGGCAAUAUUUGAUGUGAAUGGUGCAGCAGCAGAUAUGAAACCGAUUUCUCUUCCUCUGAAGAAACUCAUUCUAAAUCAGUUGCCAAAUCUGGAGCACAUCUGGAAUCUGAAUCCUGAUGAAAUUCUGAGCCUUCAAGACUUGCAACAAGUGUCAAUUUCUAACUGUCAAACCCUUAAAAGUUUGUUUCCAACAUCAGUGGCCAAUCAUCUUGUUAAGCUUCAUGUGAGAGCUUGUGCAACAUUGGUAGAAAUUUUUGCAGUGGCUGAUGCAGCCAUCAAUGGAGAAACUAAGCAGUUCAAUUUCCAUUGUCUGACCUCAUUAACACUAUGGGAAUUGCCAGAGCUCAAAUACUUGUACCCUGGAAAACACACUCUGGAAUGGCCAAUGCUAACACAUCUAGAUAUAUAUCAUUGUGAUCAGUUGAAAUUGUUUAAAACUGAGCAUCAUAGUGAUGAAUUUGCAGAUACAGAGGAUCAACUCGGUAUUUCAAUACAUCAGCAAGCUGCUUUCUCGGUUGAAAAGGUUUUUCCAAAGUUGGUGCAAUUAUCACUCAAAAAGGAAGACGCCAUGGCAAUUUCGCAAGGACAGCUCCAGGUUAUGCCAAGCAUUGAACGCCAAGAAAUCACUUGGAAGGACACUAUGAUUGGACAAGGACAAUUUGGUGCAAAUGUUGCACACCUCCUGCAAAAUUUAAAACUUCUCAAAUUAAUGUGCUAUCAUGAAGAUGAUAAGUCAAAUAUAUUCUCCGGAGGAUUACUUGAAGAGAUACCCAACAUUGAAAAUCUUGAAGUGGUUUGCAGUUCCUUCACUGAAAUAUUCUGCUCUCAAGGACCUACCACUGAUUGUAGCAAAGUACUUUCAAAGCUGAAAAGAUUACAUCUGAAGAAUCUCCCACAGCUUAAUGCCAUCGGAUUAGAGCACUCAUGGGUAGAACCCUUACUUAAAACACUAGAAACAUUGGAAGUGUUUUCAUGCCCUACCAUGAAAAUUUUGGUGUCAUCCACCUUGUCUUUUUCAAAUCUUACCUCUUUGAAUGUUGGUGAAUGCCAUGGAUUGAUAUAUGUGUUCACAUCCUCAACAGCAAAAAGACUAGGUCAACUGAAGCACAUAUCCAUACGGGAUUGUCAAGCAAUACAGGAAAUAGUGUCCAAAGAGGAAGAUCGUGAAUCAGAAGAUGAAGAUGAAGAUAUAACAUUUGACCAGCUCAGCCUUUUGUCUCUUGAAUCUUUACCAAACAUCGUAGGAAUUUACUCAGGGACUUCCAAGUUAAAGUUCCCAUGCUUGGAUCAAGUGACUUUAAAGGAAUGCCCUCAAAUGAAAUACUCCUAUGUACCUGAUUUGCAUGAAUUCAAGCCUCAGGAGCAAACUUAAUUGGAAGAGCUGACUUUGUUGACAGGUAUAAACUAGCAAAGUCAAUACAUUUUGUUAGAAAAUUCACAUGAAUGUAUUUGGUCAACCAAUCGGGAAUACCUAUCAAAGGUGUUUUAAUACUAAAGUGGAUCCGCAUUUAUAGUUUUCCUAAUUGGUUUUUGUGUAAGGUUGAUUUAAUUACAAUCCAAACAUUUUUAAACUUGAUUAAUGACUUAAUCGACAUGUUUUGUAUCGAAA